Messenger RNA from Eimeria tenella, 4929 nucleotides. RefSeq lists its product as uncharacterized. The record is from RefSeq and is a predicted model, not a curated record. The annotation marks the transcript as partial. Gene Ontology annotation, cellular component: nucleus. The transcript has 5 exons. Lineage: Eukaryota; Apicomplexa; Conoidasida; Eucoccidiorida; Eimeriidae. Gene Ontology annotation, biological process: intracellular signal transduction; positive regulation of apoptotic process. Gene Ontology annotation, molecular function: protein serine/threonine kinase activity; protein-phosphatidylethanolamide deconjugating activity.
AUGGCGAGACGCAAACACGGGAAAGGGGGCCCAGGAGGGCAGCUGUCGGGGGCCCCAGAGGAAGCAGCAGCUGCUGCAGCAGGAGCUGCAGCAGCAGCAGACACAGCAGCACACGCAGCAGUAGACGCAGCAGCAGAAGCCGCAGAAACAGAAGAUGCUGCUGCUCUCCACGCUGCAGAUAACGCAGCAGGACCUGCUGCAGCAGCAGCAGAACCGGCAGGUACAGCAGCAGCAGCAGCAACAGCAGCAGCAGGAUCAGCAGAGGAGGCAAUCGCAGCAGCACAAGCAAUACACGGACCAACGGAAGCAAACGAAGCAGCAGACGCAGCAGCAGAUGCAGCAGCGGAUGCAGCAGCAGAUGCAGUUGCAGCAGCAGCGGCAGCAGAAGCGGCUUCUGGGCCUCACAGCUCGCCGCUGGUACCAUUUGAAGGGGUCGCGCAGCAGCAGCAGCAGCAAUGGCAGCAGCAACAGCAGCAACAGCAACAGCAGCAACAGCAGCAGGUCUGUCGUGAGCCCGAGCCGCUGGAUAUUCAGAAGCAGGAGCAACAAAAGCCUCAGCGCGAAGAGAAGCAGCAGCAGCAGCACCAGGAGCAGCAGAAGCCGCAGCAGCAGCAGGACCAGAAAGAAAAACGAGCUCAGCAGCACCAGCAGCCGCAGGAACAGCAAGAGCCUCAGCAGCAGCAGCAGCGAGCAGAGCAGCAACACCAAGAGGAAGUGCAGCAAACGGAGCAGCAGCAGCCGGGUCAGCAGCAGGAGCAAAGUCAGAAGCAGGAAGCGCAUCAGCAGGACGGACAAGAGAAGCCGCAGCGGCAGCAAGAAGAGCAGCAGCAGCACGAGCAGCAGCAAAAGAAUGAACAGGAGCAGCAGCGGGGGCAGCAACAGGGGCAACCGCAGCAGCACCACGAGCAACCGCAGCAGCAACAGGAAACGCAACAGCAGCAGCAGCAGCAGCAGGAGAACGUAGCAAAAGGUGCGGCGGAGCAGCAGACUGAGAAGCAGGCAGCUGACGAAACAGAAGCAGCAGCGACAGCAGCGGCAGCAGCAGCAGCAGCAAAGGCGCAACCCGAAGAGAACGAGGCCACAGCAGCAGCUCCAGAAGCAGCUCCAGAAGCAGCUGCAGCAGCAGCUGCAGCAGCAGCUGCUGCUGCUGCAGCAGCAGAGGCAAACCAAGACCUCUCAGGUGUCUCCGUAUCUUCCAAAGACACACAAGGGAAUAAGGCGCCGCCCCAGACCAGCAGCAGCAGCAGCAGCAGCAGCAGCAGCAAUGUGCCGCCCCCAGUUGUGCCAGUCAGCGAGGCUGUGGGGUCGCGUGCUGCUGCCUCCCCACUUCCAACUGCAGCAGCACAAGCAGCACCAGCAGCAGAGGCAGCAGCAGCACUAGCAGCAGAGAUAGCAGCAGCAGCACCGAAAGCAGAGGAAGCAGCAGAAAGGCCAACAGCAGAAGCAGCAGCAAGGCGACCAGCUGCAGCAGCAGCAGCAGCAGCAGCAUCCCCGCAAGCAGCAUCUGUGUCUUCCCAGCCAGAAACCGCAGCAGCAACACCCGUUCCAGAAACAGAAACAGCAGCAGCAGCACCGGCAGCGGCAGCAGCAACCCCAGCAGCAGCAGCAGCAGCAGCAGAAGAGUGGUUUCCCAUCAAAACAAUAAAUGCUUUUGGGGCCCCCAGACGCAUUUUGCUGCAGGCAAAUAAUGGGGCCUGUCCGCUGCUGGCCAUUGCGAACGCCCUCAUACUUAAGGGGCAGCUGGAGCUGCCGCCGCAGCAGCAGCAGCAGCAGCACGGGCAGCAGCAGGAGCGAAUCAGCAGCAACGAGCUGCUGCAGCUGCUCUCGGAGCUGCUGCUGCUGCAGGAUACCCCAGGGGCUGAAGACCCAGAGGCCCACGCAUACACAAUCGGCGAUGCAAGUAGUGGAGAAGUGUACGUGUACCUGGACACUGACGGCCUGAUGGAUGCAAAGGAAAUCGACCGGCAGUGUCGAUUGCCUUCGACAGUGCCAUCUGCUGCUGCAGCAGCAAGGCGCCACCAGCACCUGCGGCAGCAGCAGCAGCAGCAGCAGAAGCAGCAGCAGCAGCAGAAGGCCCCCUGCGCUGAUGACGACUGGGAGGAGGUCCCCUCGGCGUCCUUCUCCCCCGCCGAUGAACACAGCAGCAGCGGCGGCAGCGAGAGCCCCAGUAGCAGCAGCAGCAGCAGCGAGUUCAAUGGAAAGACAAGGAGUGAGGAGGAGUUCGGCCCUGGCUGCUGCGACGAGUCCGGCAGCCCCAGCCCGACUUCAGCAGCAGCAGCAGCAGCAGCAGCAGCAGCGGGUCCCGCGGCAGCAGCAGCGGGUCCCGCGGCAGCAGCGGCAGGUUCAACAAGAGCAGCAGAAGCGGAGGCUAGGGAGAAGGACCCUUUGAAGGCGCCUGCGUCGCCGCGGUGGGCGAGCGAUAGGGACAGCAGCAGCAGCAGCAGCAGCAGCAGCAGCAACGGCAGCAGCAGCAACCGCUCAUCUGGCGACACCUCCAGUCGGAGAAGUUUGACGGUCGAUUUUUCAUCGGGUCGAGGAUGCCCAGCAGCAGCUGGCUCUCCGAGCCCCGCUGCAGCAGCAGCAGCCGUUCCCGCUGCAGCAGCAGCCCCCAGCGCAGCAGCAGCAGCCGCAGCAGCAGGAGCGAUCCCGAGCGGCUCCGCCCGCCGCACGCGCACGCCGACGGCGUUCCCGAGCGCCGCGGCGGGCGGCGCAGCCCCCCCCCCCCGCAGCAGCAGCCGCAGCAGCAGCAGCAGCAGCAGCAGCGGGGAGUGGCUGCGGGGCUGUUUGCUGCUGUUCCCGCUGAAGGUGAGCAGCGGCGAAGGCAUCCACGAGGGCUGCGUGAGGCCCCUCGUCGCCUACAUGUCCCUCCCCUGGUCUUUGGGGAUGAUCGCGGGCCGCGGGCAGCAGGCCUUCUUCUGCAUAGGCUACCAGGGCGACUGCAUGCUGUACCUCGACCCCCACUCCAGGAUCCAGUCGCCCGCGUUGGAGCUGGGUUUUGCAACGCAGAUGUCUCUCUUCGGCAGCAAGCCGUGGAAGCAAGGCCUGGGCCACUUGAAUGCUUCUUUUGCGUUGGCUUUUUAUGUGGGGUCUCCGCUGCAGCUGCUGCUGCUGCAGCAGGAGCUGCAGCGGAUAGAGCAGCAGCACCCCUCCUGCUGGCUGCUGUCUGCGGGGAAGCCACACUCCCAGCUGAAGCCGCCGAAGCGCCCGAAGCCCCCGAGACACCGGCGACACCCGCAGCAGCAGCAGCAGCAGCAGCAGCAGCAAACGGCUUGCGAAGCCAAUUCCCUUUCCAAGCCAGAGAGGGCGGCGCCCACGACGGCAGCAGCAGCCAGAAGCCAACAGCCAAAGUUGCAGAUCCCACUGCAGCAGGGGCCGGCGCCGCCGCAGCAGCAGCAGCCGGAGCUGCAGCAGGAGCAGCAAGACAGCGAGCAGCACCAGCAAAAGAGAAGCUGCUUGAGCCUGGCCUUGCCCUCUUGUGUGCAGCCGCUUUGCCGGGCGCCAGACUUUCCCUCUUCGAACGAGUCGUGGCUGUUUGCCCCGCAGCAGCAGCAGGAGCAGCAGCACCAAGAGCAGCAGGAGCCGCCCCAGCAGCAGCAGCAGCAGCAGGAGCAGCAGGAGCAGCAGCAGGAGCAGCAGCAGGAGCAGCAGGAGCAGCAGCAGGAGGAGUGCCGCGGGGGCCUCAGGAGGCACAUGUGCCUCACCAUUCCCUCCUCCCCGCUAGACAAUCCGCAAUCUUCUGAGGGCUUCGUGCUGCUGCAGACAAGAGGACAAAUCAGCAGCAACCAAACUUCUCCAAGACAAACAGAUUUGCUGACGGAAAGAACUUUGGCUUGUUUGCUGCAGGUGUCGCCGCAGGAGUGGGCGCAGCUGCUGCAGCCCCGCAGGGCCAUAGAGUGCGGCGGCGCCUACGCGCUGCCUGCUGCAGCAGCCGACGGCUGCUGCAGCAGCGGCAGCAGCAGCAGCCGCGGCUGCAGGACGCGCAGGGGCAGCAGCUGCAGCAGCUGCAGCAGCUGCAGCACGUUCCAGUUUGCUUCCCCUCGCCCGCCAGCUUCAGCUGACGUUUUAUAUGCUGACGAAUUCGUCUCAGUGCCUUCCCCGCCUCUCAGCAGCUCGAGGCGUUUUCUGCUGCCCCCGGCCCCUGCUCCUGCUGCUGCUGCAGCACCUCUGCAGCAGCAGCACCCCCACCAAAUGCAGCUCAUGAUCCUACCCCAGCAGCAAACACUGCUCCAGCGGAUGCAGAAAGAAUGCACUGAACUGCCGCCACCUCUGAGCAGCAGCGGCAGCACCAGCAGCAGCGGCAACCACUCGGGUUCCCCCGAGCAGCAGAAGCAGCAGCAGCAGCGAGACAAGCAGCAGCAGCAGCAGCAGCAGCAGCAACAGCAACAGCCAUUGCAGGAGCAGCAGCACCCCAGCGGCGCUGCCGGGAUGCUUCGCUCCCUAUUUUCGCUCUCCUUCCGUGGCUAUUCCAAAGGAACGCCUGUUGCAGCUGUCUUUCCUGCCGCAGUCAAGGAGCCAACAAACAGCAGCAGCAGCAGCAGCAGCAGCCGGCAGGAAGCAGAAGCUGCCUUGUCCCCUCGGAGCAAACAACAGCUUGAUGUUCCUUCAACGAGUGCUGUCACUCCAGAAGAGCCUCAAGGGACCUGCUGCUCUCCGUCGAAAGUGCAGCAGAGCCGUGUCUCAGGUAAGACGCAGCAGCAGCAGCAGCAGCAGCAGGUGGCUUCCCCCAUGUCUGGUGACGUCUUUGCUGGUGCGGCGGGGCCUGGGCACAAGACUGGAGCAGUAGCACUUGAAGGAGCCCCGAGCCCAGCAGCAGGACUUGAGGAUGCAGCAGCUGUUGCUGCGGCAGAGCCAGCAGAAGCUGCUGCUGCCGGAGCAGCAGCAGCCACUGCUGCAGCAGCGACAGUCCCUGAAAAGCAGACAUACAGGACU